Rhododendron vialii is the source of this 1005-nucleotide messenger RNA. Its product is annotated as early light-induced protein 1, chloroplastic-like. The transcript has 3 exons. The record is from RefSeq and is a predicted model, not a curated record. Lineage: Eukaryota; Viridiplantae; Streptophyta; Magnoliopsida; Ericales; Ericaceae. The coding region runs from base 99 to 665 and encodes 188 amino acids.
UCUCUCAUUAACUCAAAUUGUAGCAAGUUUCCUUCAUACCCAUUGCCAUUCCCUUUGGAGCUCCAAAUUUAUUCCAUAGUCCACUUCACAACACUCAAAUGGCCACGUCAUCGGCAAUGCAGUCAAUUCUGGUGAGCCUGGUGACGACAGGCGUCGCCAAAGGGUUGGAUUCAAGUCGGAUGACUCCUCGCUGCUACAUGCCGCGCCAACAGAGGAAUUCUAGCGUGGUCGUGCGCUGCAUGGCCGAGGAUGGUCAGAAGGAGGAAGUGGGACCAGUCGCCACUGCAUCGCCGUCGUCACCCCCUCCUCCAAAGGCCAAGGUCAGCACCGAUUUCUUCGACGUGCUAGCAUUCAGUGGGCCGGCGCCGGAGAGGAUCAACGGCAGGCUAGCCAUGACAGGGUUCGUGACGGCAAUAGCCGUGGAGCUAUUCAAGGGCGAGGAUGUGUUUGCCCAGAUAUCCGACGGUGGGAUCCCGUGGUUUCUAUACACAACCGUUUUGUUAUCCGUAGCAUCAUUGGUACCCCUGUUGAGCGGGGUGACUGUGGAGUCGAAGUCAAAGGGGUUCAUGAGCUCUGAUGCUGAGCUGUGGAACGGGAGAGUUGCUAUGCUGGGUUUGGUUGGAUUGGCCCUCACCGAGUAUGUUAAAGGUGGAGCCCUUGUGUAGGUGGUCUAAUUUGUAUGGGGUUGGACUUCCUCUGUCCCGAAAAUUCAUGUGCCAGAGGUUUUUUGGCCGUUAGGUUUGUGGGAUCUUUUUUUUUUAAUGUUUUUAAUUCAACGGCCGAAAAACACCUUGGCAUAAGGAUUUUCGGCAUAGAGAACGCAAUUGAAAGGACUCGAGUAAUGGAAAACUUGCAUCCUGUUCAGAGAGUGAUUCUUGAUAUGAAAAGGCUUCGGAUACAUACACUAGGAUGUUAAGUGAACAGAAAUAUAAACAUAACAAGUUAAUUGGGUAAUUGGAUGGCUUUGAUGAAUUAAUUACGUACCUAUUGGAUCAUUUAGAAAAA